This is a messenger RNA of Tetrahymena thermophila SB210, 810 nucleotides long. RefSeq lists its product as hypothetical. NCBI's taxonomy places the organism in Eukaryota, Ciliophora, Oligohymenophorea, Hymenostomatida, Tetrahymenidae. The record is from RefSeq and is a predicted model, not a curated record. The transcript has a single exon.
UAAUUUAAUAGAUUCUUUAUUCACUUCUAACUUUAUGAUAUGAUAAAAGCCUUAUAAAGAAAUUCUAAAUAAAUAAAUUAAAUCAAAUUAAAUUAAAUUCAAUACAACCAAACAAACAAACAAAAUAAUAAACUAUUGAAAGAAUAAAAUACAAAUCUUCAAUUCUCAACAAACUAACAUAAACGCUACACCAAAAAGCAUACGCACAUACACCAACACAAAAAAGACUUAAAAAAAUAUCUCAAAAUGGGCUGCAUUCAAUCAGCAAAGGGAAACAUCAAAAUAAAUAAAAGAAAUAUUCCUGAGGCAUUUGGCCGCUACAAUAUUUCAGACAAAAAACUGGUAAAGAUUUAUCAAAAAUAUUGUCAACAAAACGGAGUCAUUGUUAGAGAUAUCGCUGCACCUGAAGAAUAAAAUUAAAAUAACUUCAAUUCUAUUGUUUUUAAUGAGGAACUUUUAAAAAAAAGAUAAGAAGAUCAAUUGGCUGCUCCUUCAAAUUACAGCCAUUGUGCUUGUUGUAAUAAUAGCUCUAAUAAUAUUUAAUAAAAUUAAAAGAAGAAUAUCUCAUAUAACAAUAUAAACAUCAAUUCAGUUAGAUAAGUUAAUAAUGAAUUGUCUUAGAGAUUGCUCUCACAAAACAGUAUUCAAAAUAAUAAAAAUAUUAGUAAAGUUUCUCCUAAUGAAUCAGAUAUAAAUUCAUUCCACGAAAAUCCAAAAAUUAUUAGAAAUCUUCAUUUAAAUAAACUCUAUCUCAAAAGAAAAAUCUAAAUUCAUAAUGAAAGAUAUGUUGUUUAAUAAGGAUGUGCUUGA